Callithrix jacchus (white-tufted-ear marmoset) is the source of this 1498-nucleotide messenger RNA. RefSeq names its product proline rich and Gla domain 2 (gene PRRG2). Gene Ontology annotation, molecular function: calcium ion binding. The record is from RefSeq and is a predicted model, not a curated record. Gene Ontology annotation, cellular component: plasma membrane; extracellular region. NCBI's taxonomy places the organism in Eukaryota, Metazoa, Chordata, Mammalia, Primates, Cebidae.
AACUCACCUCAAGAACGACUCUCAGUUCCUGGGUCGCCUCUUCAACUGUGCCCGGACACCGGAAAGGAGCACCGGUUACCCUCUCCGCUCCGCCCACUUCCGCCCUGCCGAAGGCACAGGAAGCAGAGGUGCCCCUAGUUGCGGAAGUGCCUCGCCCGGCUUCUUCAAGUCCUCUCGUCUCCUCUUUCUCCCUCCGGAAACGUGGCUGUAGCUAGCCAAGGAGGUCCGGAUUGAAGUGGAAGGGGCAGUGCUCACAGGUCUGGGCAGGUGUCCACAAAAUAUGAGGGGCCGCCCCUCUCUGCUGCUGCUCUACAUGGGAUUUACCACCUGCCUCAAUACUUCACCCAGUGGGGAGAAAGACCAAGAAGUCUUCCUGGGUCCCCCAGAGGCCCAGAGCUUCCUGAGUCGCCGUACCCGGAUUCGAAGAGCCAAUCACUGGGACCUGGAGCUGUUCACACCGGGGAACCUGGAACGGGAGUGUCUGGAAGAGAAGUGUUCCUGGGAAGAGGCCAGGGAGUAUUUUGAAGACGACACUCUCACGGAGCACUUUUGGGAGAGCUACAUCUACAAUGGGAAAGGAGGGCGUGGAGGAGUGGAUGUGGCAGGCCUGGCUGUGGGGCUGACAUGUAGCAUCCUGGUCAUUGUUCUUGCCGGCCUGGGAGCCUUUUGGUAUCUGCAUUGGCGACGGCGCCGAGGCCACCAGCCUUGUCCCCAAGAGGCCGGGCUCAGCAGCCCUCUGAGUCCUUUGAGCCCUCUGGGCCCACCGACGCCCCUGCCUCCACCCCCACCCCCAGGCCUCCCCACCUAUGAGCAGGCGCUGGCAGCCUCUGGGGUACACGACGCACCUCCACCCCCCUACAGCAGCCUCAGGAGGCCUCACUGAAGAGCUGCUUUCAGACCCGGCUCUCCGAACCGCGACCCUGAUUCACACCGGAUUCCGGAAGCCCCUACGCCUCGUAGACUCCGAAGCUGGACUUGGAAGGGGGGAUAGUGGGAAUAGGGGUCGUCCGGCCCGAGGCCUGCCCUGGCACACGCAUUUCCGCCGCGUAUGGAUAUACAUAUGUUCUCAGCAAUAUGUUCCUGUGUCCUGGUCCCUCACGGGCCCCCACACUCUCCUGACCGUGAGGGCACCAAUCAAAUCCCGCCCCGGUGGUAGACAGACGCACGGGGAAACUCGUACCCAGGAGCGAAGUCCCGGCUGUGCCGUCUUAUGUGUGAGCAAAUGACCUGACCAUGCCCUCCAGUGCCACAGGGUACGCACACGCAGAGCCCUGCCUGUGCACACGAGUGUCUUUGUGCACUCCCCUUGUGGUACAGGGGCGCUUCAUAAUCCAGGGAAAGAGUGGGGGCGCAUUCGCAAGUGUGCUCGGUGCGGGCAGGCUCGCACUACACCCAAGGAGCUGGAGUUGAGGUGUUCCCCUAAAUAAAAACCCUUCGGAAAGGAGACCAAAUAAAGCAGAAACAAUGAAAAAAAAAAAUCUAAUGACAUGAAUCGCGA